GAAAUACUGUGUAAAAUUUAUCCCAAUGACUAAACUAAAUAAGGGAAGGUCAUCGUAAGUUUUGUGGUUCACGGCAUUUAUUGUUUCUCUGUAUAUUAAAGUGCAAUGUCUGAAAAGCUAGCCAGGAAUACAGUGCUGAAGAAACAUGAGGUUGCUAGGCCCGUACAUAUACAGCGGUUAGAGGCUGCACUGGAUAUACGCUCGUUCGUUAGUCAAGUAGAGAGGAUACUGAAUUCUGAUGAUCAAUCCGACAGCGACGACGAUUCUAAAUCUUUAAUUAAUGAAAUAUCCAGGAAUGACCGAAUUCUGCACGGUGUUGUCACAACGAAACCAGAACGACAAAGUGACCGACUUCGCCUCUACAAUUUCUCUUCCGUUGGAGAAGAAAGACAGUGGAUAAGAGAUGUUCUUCUCUCUUCUGAAUCCGAAACAAGUACAGAUGAUGAAACAACAGAGUCAAAAGAGCUUAGAUUAAAAAGAAUAUUGAAAGAAAGGAGAUAUCAUAACAGAUAUGCUAGACGUUAUUAUAAAGAUCCUACAAACACCCGCUACAUGUACUAUGGGGCUGGUGUUUUGUCUACUGUGGAUCGGUACCCUGAACGCCGUGUCAGUCGACCCAUGCCUCAACUACCGGGAAGUAGAGGUCGUCGAGGUCGUCCAUCCGAGAGAGGGUCUACUAGGGGCUUUAGUAAAUCUAGAAGGGGAAGACUUCGAGAUGCACGGUGUAAUGAAAGUAAUGAUUUGCCAGACGGAGUUGAUUGGGAGGAACAGUUACGGCAUCUGAAGGAAGAGAAUGAUCCAGAUGAUUUUAGCAUAGCUAAUGAUAAACAGGGGGCCAGGGGGCGUAAAAAGUUAUCGACGUUGAAGAGUCCGGAAGCGCUAACAGCACGAAGGCGUCGACACUGGCUUUUACUCGUAAAGAAGGAAUUGGGUAAAGUACAAAGAGCAAGAGCGGCCACUCAUAGAGAAGUUACACUUCAGAGGAAAAGAUUAGCUACUUUGUGUUGUAAGCAUUGGCGGCAUAUUGCUAUGCAGAGUCAGAAGAACAUGAAAGAGACGGUGUGGCGUUGCAAGCGGCUGAGUCGCGAGAUGCAGGCCUACUGGCGCAGGUACGACCGCGCCGAGCGGGAGACCAGGAGACGGAUGGAAAAAGAAGCCGAAGAACAACGCAAGAUGGACGUAGAAUUGAUGGAAGCAAAGCGUCAACGUCGCAAGUUGAAUUUUUUGAUAACACAAACCGAGCUGUACGCUCACUUCAUGCAGCGGAAGAUGAGUGCAGUGGAGGACAGCGACACGGGAGCCGCUCAUAUACUCAGGCAACUGGACGAAGACCGAGAUCCCAGGCUGGCUUCUAUAGAUUGUUACGACAGCGAAGAGAUGAAGGCGCGCGCGUCCCGCAACGCUCGCGAGGCGUUCCGCGCGGACCGCGCCCGCACCGAGCUGUUCGACGCGAGCGCGCGCGCCGCGGAGCCGCGCCGCCGCGCCAGCGACCACGACCAGCCGCACAUCUUCCGCGGGACGCUCAAGGGCUACCAGCUCAAGGGAAUGAACUGGCUGGCCAACUUGUACGAUCAGGGCAUCAGCGGCAUUUUAGCGGACGAGAUGGGCCUCGGCAAGACGGUGCAGUGCAUAGCGUUCCUGUGCCACGUGGCCGAGCGGCUGGGCGUGUGGGGCCCGUUCCUGGUCGUGUCUCCCGCCUCCACGCUCCACAACUGGCAACAAGAGAUGCAGAGAUUCGUGCCGGAUUUUAAAGUAGUCCCGUACUGGGGAAGUCCAAGCGAACGGAAAAUCCUCCGUCAGUUCUGGGAGCGUAAGGACCUGCACACGCAAGCGGCCGCUUUCCACGUGGUCGUGACGUCAUACCAAAUAGUCGUCUCCGAUCUCAAGUAUUUGAAUCGCGUUUCCUGGCAGUACAUGAUACUGGACGAAGCCCAAGCUAUCAAAAGCUCGGCGAGUAUGCGAUGGAAGCUCUUACUUGGGUUCAGCUGCAGGAACAGAUUGUUAUUAUCCGGCACUCCAAUACAAAACAGUAUGGCUGAGCUAUGGGCUCUAUUGCAUUUCAUAAUGCCAACAUUAUUUGAUUCACAUGAAGAAUUUAAUGAAUGGUUCUCCAAAGACAUUGAAAGUCAUGCAGAAAAUAAAAGCACUAUAGAUGAAAAACAUCUAUCCAGACUGCACAUGAUUUUGAAACCGUUUAUGCUACGUCGAAUAAAGAAGGAUGUGGAGAAUGAAUUGUCUGAUAAAAUAGAGAUCAUGGUCCACUGUCCUUUGACUAUAAGGCAGAAACUAUUGUACAUAGCUCUGAAGAAGAAAAUAAAGAUAGAAGAAUUAUUACAUUUCUCUGUGGGUGCUGAGUCCGGGCACAAUGUUGAUAAAAAUUUCACAUCGAAUCUGAUGAAUUUGGUUAUGCAGUUUAGGAAGGUGUGCAAUCACCCCGAGCUGUUCGAGCGGCGCGACGUGAGGUCUCCCUUCACGAUGCUCCUGGACGAUUACCACCUGCCGAAGCUCGUGGUCGAAGACUGCAUCCUGAUUCGUUCGACGCCCUCAAAACGCCAUCUCCUAUACAACCGGCUGUCGAUACUGACGCCGGGCCACGUGCAGAGCGGGGUCGGUGCCGGCGGCUGCUUCGGCUUCACGCGGCUCGUCGACGUGUCGCCGCGGGAGCUACACUUGCUGACGUCAUGCGGCUGGCUGCACGCCAUGCUACACAUCGAGCAAUGUCUAGAGAAAUACGAAAAACUCCGACACAGACAGGACUGGUGGUACAGCGAAAACAUUAGCGCCCAGACCACGUCUGAUUAUUAUAGAGUUAAUAGUAAAGACAUGCUUUUGAUAUGUCCCGACGGAGAUGUAUUGAAGAAGAGAAAAGAAGACGGUUUGUUGUGGAAGGAGUUGCUGUUUACCGAUCCGCUGUGGGUCGAAGGUGGUCCAUUCUUCGCACACACGGAUGUCGUGUUGCAUUACGUACCGGAAACGGUCGAGCACAGGACAAUGCGUUUGAGGAACUUGAAAGAUAACGGGCAGUCAGAUAUGUUGAGUGAGAUAAAGACAGAAGACGGAGGGGUUGUGGCAGUCAAGACUGAAGAAAUACCAGAAUUCGAGCACGUGGAACGGCCACCUGAAGUUUUCCCUGUUAUGGCAACACCGAUGCCCGCGUUUUUGUAUGCUGCUCAACAGAAGGUCUGCGCGAGCACGCUGACUCCGUUCGCGUCGUCGCGCAGCUUCGCGUACUGCAUGACGCGGCACCGGCACGCCGAGUGCAGGGCGGGGUGCGAGACGUUGGGGCGGCUGUGCGCGGCGAGCAGGCCGCCCUACGGAUGGGCGACUAUACAAGUACCCGAUAAGAACCAGUUGGUGAGCGACGCUGGAAAGCUGACGGUUCUGGACUCGCUUCUGAAGAGGCUGAAGGAGCGCGGCCAUCGCGUUCUCAUCUACAGUCAAAUGACGAAGAUGAUUGAUUUGUUAGAGGAAUACAUGUGGCAUCGUAAACACAAGUACAUGCGGCUGGAUGGCUCCAGCAAGAUCUCCGCCAGACGGGACAUGGUGGCUGAUUUCCAGGCCCGGACGGAUAUAUUCGUGUUCCUUCUGUCCACUCGCGCUGGAGGUUUGGGCAUCAACUUGACGGCGGCCGAUACGGUUAUAUUCUACGAUUCGGACUGGAAUCCGACAGUUGAUCAGCAGGCCAUGGACCGAGCUCAUCGUUUGGGACAGACCAAACAGGUCACAGUCUACAGGCUGAUUUGUAAAGGAACCAUCGAGGAGAGAAUAAUGCAACGGGCCAGGGAGAAGAGUGAGAUCCAAAGAAUGGUGAUCAGCGGCGGCAAUUUCAAACCGGACACCUUAAAACCCAAGGAAGUUGUAUCGCUGCUGUUGGACGACGAGGAAAUUGAACUCAAAUAUCGACAGAAGUCCGAAGAGAAGAAGAUGUUUGAAGAGAGAGAACGCAAGAGAAAGCUCGGAAUCCUGCCCAGUGCUAUUUCGUCGCCGCCGGUGGAUGUGAAACGGCCCAGGGAUUCCGCUUCGGAGCCCGGCAGCCCCCUGCAAGUCGACGACGAGAGCGACGGUCUGGUUGUGGACGUGCCCUCGCAGCCCCCCACCCCCACCUCAUACUCGCCGUCGUUCCGUCCGUCGUGGUCGGGCAGCCGCGGGAGUCGCGGGUCGCGGCGCGGCCGCCCGCGCGGCUCCCGACACUGCGCGUCGCGCCGCCCGCGGCCCGCGCCCGACAACAACGCGCUCGCCGCAGGAGCAGCGUUGUUGGAGUCCGAUGCGCCCCUCGAGCCCGAGGUACCGACGCCGGUCGAACCAAGUCGCGGUCGUCGCGGACCUGCUAGUGUUCCUAAUUAA
This is a messenger RNA of Bombyx mandarina (wild silkworm), 4344 nucleotides long. RefSeq names its product chromatin-remodeling ATPase INO80 (gene Ino80). Gene Ontology annotation, cellular component: Ino80 complex. The record is from RefSeq and is a predicted model, not a curated record. Gene Ontology annotation, biological process: DNA repair; chromatin remodeling. Gene Ontology annotation, molecular function: ATP binding; histone binding; DNA binding. NCBI's taxonomy places the organism in Eukaryota, Metazoa, Arthropoda, Insecta, Lepidoptera, Bombycidae.